AUGGGAAAUUUAGUCAAUCGAAUAUUCCGCCGCUAUGUGCCGCCUGACACAAAUACGUCUGCAGUGUCUCUAAUCCAGGAAAAUUUAGAGAAAGAGAAGCUAUAUCGCCAACAACGCAACUUUGCACGUUUGAGACUUCGUUUAUUACGAUGGUUAGUUUGGAUGGAUUUUGCCGGAACUACAACUCUUCACGGACCAGCUCACAUUUCCACCACUCGUGGACUGACUCGAAUGUUUUAUUGCAUUGUCGUGAUGAUCUGUGCUUCUUUAUUUUUCUUUCAUUGCUAUACUCUCCUCCUAUUUUAUUUUCAAUAUCCUAUCCUCACUGCUAUUAAAUAUGAGAAUAUGGACUUCCGGUAUCCCGAUAUCACUCUAUGUCCACAUAGUCCUUUCACAGUUAGUCAACUCUAUGAACACAAUGAGACAGCGGAGAUGAUGGAGAAGAUUUAUACAAUGGCAAAAGAGAAAUGGUGGAAGAACCUAGAUUUACUCAAUCUCUCACCGAAUGCAAAUAUAAAGAAAAGCAUGCUUGGAGGGUUUUAUAGAAAUUCGCUGACACUUGGCAAGAGAGUAUUCGAUCAUGUUUUAUUCUGUGAACUCAAUGGUGUGGAUUGUCUAGACCAGUUUAUACUAACCGAGCACCCAGUUUACUACCGCUGUUUUACACUCCGCCUCAAAAGCAAUCCCCCAUUUCCAGCCGGACCAACCCACGGAGUACAGAUCGUGCUACAUCGAGGUCUAGCGUACUCACAAUCACUUCUCGUAGUUGAUGAAAGCGAGCCCUUUCUGGUACAAUCCAAUGUUCCCGCUGACAACUUAACAGGUCUUGAGACAAAUAACUCAACUCCACAUCCCAAGGAUGGAUUUUAUAUUGCUUUCCAUGAACCACGAACCAUUCCUAAUUACCCACUUCAGAAUCUCCCAAAUGGCCUGACAUUGAGGUUUGGACAGUUUACACGCAUCGGGUUGACCUCAUUGGAUAUGCAAUCAAUUAAUAUAAAGCAACGUCCCUGUGUUCCUUCCUCAAAGACGCCCAAAAUUCAGCUCACUAGAAAUGAUCGAAUGUCAGAAAGCAACUUCAGGUCUGAUAAACCAAUGGCAGAAGAAACUUUAUCGGAGUUUGAGUACACAAAGCAGUCUUGCUUGGCCAAUUUUCGACAAAUCUUAACAAAGAGACGCUGCGACUGUUUCAGUGAAUCCUACUCAAUUCCCUACAGUGAGAGGCACGUCGGUUUGAAGUACUGCCUCAGUGUGGACCAGACGACUAGUAAUAUCAUCAAAAUGCCCGAGAUCAUGGCCUGUGUGGAAAAGAUUGAAAAUAUGACUGACGCAGAGAUUGUGGCCGAGGUUGAGCCGUCAAUGCCUGGCGAUGGUCUUAGCCUCUGUCCUCUUCGUUGUGAUUACCGUGAAUUUCAUGUCGACCUGCACUACUCUUCCAACUUAAAACAGGACUUCGAUGCGGAAAAUUUCAUUACUUACUUCCAACGAAAGAAAAUGGUUGGCGAGAAUAGUACUUUAAAUUCGCGUAUUCAUUUGAAUGGUUCAAAAAUCAACUCAUCGGAUCUUAUUUUUCUCGAUAUAAGUCCUAUUUCCGAGAGCGUAAAUCAGAUUAUUGAAGAUCGUGCUUACUCUUUAAUUCAACUGCUCAGCGAAUUGGGGGGCGUAUCUGGUCUAUAUGUCGGAAUAACCAUCUACACAAUCGCCGAAGUCAUUGAUUAUGCUGUGCGCUUUCUCAUGAUUUACAUUCCUUACCUGUGGUACCAAUUCCGUUACAAAAGACAAAAGAAAAUGAAUAGAAGUUUCCAGAGAUUAAUGGAAAAUAUUCGACAGGGAGAAGAAUGA
Molecule: messenger RNA, 1842 nt
Organism: Rodentolepis nana
Lineage: Eukaryota; Metazoa; Platyhelminthes; Cestoda; Cyclophyllidea; Hymenolepididae
Source: the annotation of a GenBank genome assembly